This is a messenger RNA of Stegostoma tigrinum, 7025 nucleotides long. RefSeq names its product solute carrier family 22 member 18 (gene slc67a1). The record is from RefSeq and is a predicted model, not a curated record. Gene Ontology annotation, biological process: transmembrane transport. Gene Ontology annotation, molecular function: transmembrane transporter activity. The transcript is spliced from 11 exons. The coding region runs from base 442 to 1770 and encodes 442 amino acids. NCBI's taxonomy places the organism in Eukaryota, Metazoa, Chordata, Chondrichthyes, Orectolobiformes, Stegostomatidae.
UCCAAUACUCACCAUGGUAGCAACCGGCCAGUCUGCCAAGCGACGGUGAUGAGCAGUUGCUCUGACGAAUUAAGAGCGGAGGAAUUGGUUUAUUCCAAUCGGGGUGAGGGAGAAGACGGAAUUUUUUGUUGCUGGGCCACUUGGAACGCUAAGUGCGCGCUAAAUAUUGCAUGCUACUGUUGGCAAUGGCGGGACGGAUAGAGGGAUAUUGAGUUGUUGUGUAAGCCUUCUGGGUGCCCGCGUUGUGGGAUGGUUAGUACCGCCCCUCUGCUUUGUCCUGUUGGUUGGGAUUCCCACCGGUCACCUGGUGCUGUGUGUCGGUACGGACACCCGCCCACCUUGAAUUAGAUGUUUAUUCAGCCAGGCUGAUCAUAGAGGCGCAGGAGUUUGAGGUGUGCAAUCACACAAAACAGAUAGGAAUCCUGCCUGCGCUUGGAGAUCAUGGCAAUUCCAGAGCAAGGCAGUAAAUCGGGAUUCGUCAUCCUGAUAGCUCACAUCAAUAUGGCUCUAUAUUCCACUUGCUUCUGGAUCCAGACUGGGGUCGUGCCUAUGUUGCCAGACCUACUGAGUUUGCCCGGCAAUUUCGUUGCUUCCUUCAGUGCUCCUUUUGGUUCUUUUGCCGAUUGCCAUGCUCUCUUUGAGAAUUUCGCUGUCAUUUCUGAGACUUAUUUUAUUUAUUUGUCGAAGAGGCUGGGGAUGGAUACAAUCUUGUUUGGUUACCUGCAGACAACGUUUGCUGUUAUCCAGCUCCUGGGAGGACCCUUGUUUGGCAGGUUUGGUGAUUUAUUUGGGGGGCGUGCUGCCCUAUCACUGGCGUACCUCUGCUCAGGGUUUGCCUACCUGCUGUUGGGUCUUUCGACGAGUGUGCCACUGCUUUUCCUUUCCAGAGUGCCCACAGUCUUCAUGCAUGGGAUGCAAGCUGCUCAGAUGAUUGCAACUGAUCUGUCUUCAGAGUCAGAACGGGCAGGUGCCCUGGGGAAGCUUGGUCUCUCAUAUGGCGUGGGGAUGAUCAUUGGCUCUACAGCUGGUGGUUUGCUGAUAUCUAAUUAUGGGGAGCCAUUCGCAGCCUAUACUGCAGCAGCUGGAUCUGUCCUUAACACCAUGGUAGUAAUGAAAUACAUCCCAGCUGAUACCAAAUCUGUAAUCUUGGCAAAGGAGAACAAACCAGAAAUUGCUCGCAGUAAUAGGAUCUUCAGUGUGAAAGAAAUCUUAAGACUAUUAAGUAUUCCAGGAGCUGCAGGUGUCCUUGUACUUAAAGCCAUCACUGGAUUGCCAAUGGGAGUCUUCCAGAGUAUGUUUUCAGUUGUUGCUAUGGACCAUUUCAAAUUACGGGCAGAGCACAAUGGCUACCUCUUGGCUUAUAUUGGUGUGUUGCAAAUGGUUAUGCAGGGUCUAGUGGUUGGAUGGCUGACUCAGCGAAUUGUAGAAAAAACCCUGCUUCUCUGGUCCAUUCUGCUGAUUUGUCUGGUGGGUUUGGCUAUGGCACUGAUGACAAACAUCUUCCAAUUUUGCCUCACUUGCAUCCCGAUGUCUCUGGGAAUUUCUGCUUUCUACCUCACCACGAAUAGUAUCUUAACCAAAAUAGUUCCUCCCACAGACACUGGUGCAAUGUUGGGGUUGAAUAUGUGUGUUCACUCUCUCAUUCGCUCAGUAUCUCCCGCUAUUGGAGGCUUCCUGUUUGAAUCAUAUGGAUUUUCCUCCUUCGGAUAUAUGCAGUUCCUGGUUAAUUUGUUUGUCUUCUUCUGCAUCUUGAUACACAGAGCCAAUUAAAAAUGUCAGAGUGGCAAUCAACAGGGGAAACACUUUAGCAACUAAAUUGACUUCCAGAAAUGGUCAGGGUUCAGAUGAAGUCUAUCAUUAGAUUAGAAGGCAUGCAGUAACAACUUAAUUUGUGAAUAAUUUUGUCAUCUAGCACAUCAGUAGUUCUGCACCACAGCAAGUAUGCAAUGAGAUGGCAACGUGGUAGCUUAAAAUACUGUACUGCCAGUGACUUGAUCCAACCUGAAUAUUUUCUUGAUAUCAAGUGGAACAAAUGGGUAGAUAAAAAACAAAUUUUGGUGAUUGUGAAAUCUAGAUCUGAAAGGCAUAUCCAGAUCUUUUAGGAAUGAAUUUCAGAAACACUUUCUCACACACGUUUGCCACAAAUAAAGAAUUUAUGCUACAUUAGUUUUACUUUAAAUCUGAGAUGGACAGAGUUUUGUUAAACAAAGAUAUUAAGGAAAUGUGACAUAAAAACAGUGAAUUAGAUUACAGAUUCGCCAUAAUCUUAUUGAAUGCCAGAACAAGAUAUCUAUAUCGUUUAUUCCUGUAAUAUGUUCCUGUAGUACAUUUUGAGAAGAUCUCAAAUUGGAAAAUUACACAUUGUAAGUGAGAAAGACUAACAAAAUGCCAUGGCAAGUCAUUUUUCAGGCCUUCCUGCUAUCAGACCAUUUGCCCAAGGUUGACCCAUCCAUCUAAAGCCAAAAUGAGCCACUCUAGUGGCCAAUUAAGAGCCUCUUCACUUCUUUGCUGUCACCUUGCCCACUGUGUAGGAAUAUCUCCACACCAACUGGCAGCCUCCUAAUGGCCCGUGGUUAGUGGGCCCUCUUUUUCAGACCCUCUUUUCCCAAUGAGGGGCUCCCAGAUUGCAGUGGCUACCCCCACAACAUCAACACCACCUUCUCUUACUGACCCCACUUCCUAACACAAAAAAUAUUGCUUGAGGCCUGUCUUACUGAUCCGUAGACCCCACUUAUCUGCUGCAUGAAUGCAUAAUCAUUUCUGUGUUCUCUUUCCUCAAGUUGCCACCCCAGAGAGUCCACACUCUUCAGCUCAAUGCUGAGCUUCUGACUCUCUGAUAGAGUCAUAAAUAUAAUGUGACCCUGGGUCCCACCACCCUCUAAAAUUCUGUAAUUUUGGCCUCAGCAGUGGGAACUCUGUUGAGUUGGGAAAUUCCUGACCAUAAAGUUUGUUUUUGCUAAUUAUAGAUAUCUGUGGAAUCCAAGAAUGUCAGUAUGCAGCUGGUGGUUGCUUGAAAUCCAGAAUGAUAAAAAUACUGAAUAUAGCACAGAACAGGACAGAGCCAACAUGAUUAUUAUAAUUGGAAUAAAUGCUGAUCAUUCAGAGGCAGACGCAAUUUAAGUGCAUCAGAGAUAAUGGGAACUGCAGAUGCUGGAGAAUCCGAGAUAACAAAAUGUGGAACUGGAUGAACACAGCAGGCCAAGCAGCAUCUUAGGAGCACAAAAACUGACGUUUCGGGCCUAGACCCUUCAUCAGAAAAACUGCUGUUGUGCAGCAUUUCGGUCAUAGAGUACGAAUGGGGACAGUGACGUUACGGUUUAGCUACUGAGUUAACAGCCCUGAGAUAAUAGAUUUUCACCAUGGCAUGAAUUCAGUAUAUUUCUCUGAUGGGACCUGUUCAAAAAUGACCACAAGGGUUGAAUUAAAAACAAAUAUUGGAAAGACUGAACAGCUAAGAUGGCAUCAGUGCAAAAUGGAAAAGGUUAUGCUUACAUUUCAAGUCUUUAUCAGAAUUGCUGAGAGCUGAAAUUUUGUAAUAAAAAACAGUGAGUUCUCUACCCAGUCUGAUACUAAUUUUAGUGCCUGGUACCUGACCACAAGACAAAGACUGAGCCAGCACUGCCUGUGUUACAAGAUCAAUUUCUAAAAGUUACAUUGAAAGUUAAAAUGGGAGCAGAUCCCCAAGUUAAAUUCAUGCUUCAUAAACAGUAAUUGUUCAGGCUUUCUGUUCCUACAGAUGAAGGGGGACCACACUGCAACUGACAAUUUAAUUACAAUGCUAUAAUGCUUUUUGUAUGUGUUUGACCAGGCUUUUAAUCUAAAGUUGUAAGACAUAAUAGUAUCACAUCACUACUAGUUGAUGCUCUAAGAAACUAUGUCAUGAUGUGUUAAAGGUACUAGCUGCUACAUUUACGUAACAGCUGCUGGUGCACAAUAUCAGUACUAGUAAUGACUCCUGCAAUGAAAAAUGCCAAAUGCCAAAUGACUACUUAUGCCUGGUGUAGUCAGACUUAAGUUCCAGUAUUUCAAAUACAGAGUCUUCAGUUUAGGAUUGCUAGUUGUUCAGGAUUACCCUGGAGUCUCCAGGAAUUAUGGAUUAAUCACCAGGACCCUGCUGAAAAAUCAUUAGGUGCUCAGAUAGUUCUACAUCCUAUCGCCUCAUUUAUCAUACAAUAUACUGAAUAUGGAUCUAUACAGCUUUUUGAUUAAUCAGUAAUCAUCUUAUCAGGUAUCCAAGAUUCUGUUCACUUUCCAGUUGGUGAGUGAAGCUGAGAUGACCAGUGGUUUUAGAUUUUGUGAUUAAAUCUCCAGGAAUACAUCCAAUCACAGGUGGUAGUCUUGCUUGAACUGCCUCAGCCCAACUCUCUGAAACAUCCUUCUGAGUCAUCUUAUCUCUUGACCUUUGAAAACUGCCUCAAAAUUCACUUCUCCAAUAAAGUUCUGUCACCCUUAAACUGUUCUUCAUGCUUUGGCUGCCUGUUCUCUUAUUUAGAUAAUUUUGCCACCUUUUGACAUAAUAGCAGUCAUCACAUGGAGGGUACGUGAUGCAAUGAAGGCAAGAAUUGUGUAAGUUCAGUAAACACUGUUGGGCAUGCUUCCACAAGACCUGUUGAAUGUUUGAGGUGUGCGGGUUAUAAUGUAUUGGGCCAGUGCAGUGACUGAGAAGAUGUGACAUGCAUAGCAACUUAGAUACACCAAAUUUUUUAAAUCACUCAUUACUACACAGUUUAACCUGAUCUCAAUAGGUGAAAAUGCUGUUGGCUUUCUCCGUUUGGACCUCCGGCCAGAGCUAGUUUAACAAUUCAGCCAUGCUAGAGAUAUCUGUCAUAAAGAGAACUUCCUGGAUGUGAGUUUGCUCGCUAAGCUGGAAGAGCUUCCAGCUUCCAGCUUCCAGCACAGCGAGCAAAGUCACAUCCAGAACCUCAACCUGAGCUACAAAUCUUCUCAAAACUCACUAGAGAACUUUCUAUUUUGCUGAGGCAAUUAUGUUGAUUUUUCAUUUGAAGCCAGAACAUUUGUUUUUCUUAAUGCAACAAUACUGUAACACUUAGCAUGGCGUACUAUGGAAUGCCCUAUAUCUCUUGGUUUGGGUCAAGGGGACAGGAGACAAACAUCUAUGAACUGAGGUGGAUUCAUAACUCUUCCCCCUUGUACCUCAUGCACAUCUCUGCCUGAAUACCCAAGCAGGUCAGGUCGGAGGAGAUCAAUUUUGGAAGCUAUGAUCUCUAAUAAAGCAAAAGCCAGAUCUUCACACCAGAUUCAGGAAAAAAAACACUGAUUUGGGCUAACAAGGUGGCCACUCAACACCCUCUAUCUUCUUGAUAUUCCCAACAACAGCUGGAGUUCUGAGGUAAAUUUUGCAUCCAUCAAAACAAAUAUACAGGUCCUUGUUUACCAAGAGAAGCUUCUACAUUGUUUUCCCCAUGAAAAACAGUCAGUAGUGACAGAACGCUCUGCACAUUUAUCAGGCAGCAAGUUUCCUCACAGGGUACAGCAUGAUUAAUUGGCAUAUCUGGCCAGAUGAACACACCCCUCUCAAUUGUACAUGCUUCAUGAACAAAAAGUGUACUGGUUCCUUUAAUUAUUGUAUAAGUGCAUGUCAUGGGACUUUUAUUUUGUCAAUUGCAUUUCAAAAACGGUUGGUAAAAUCUAAGAUCAAUAAAUGGGCCGUUCUUCAGGGAACAAUAUUGUCCCCUCCAAAAAUAGAAACAAAAAUAGAAAUUUCUGGAAAAGUUCAGCAGGUCUGACAUCAGCUGUGGAGAGAAAUCAGAGUUAACAUUUCAGGUCAAGUGGCCCUCAGAACUCCUCUUCAACCUUUGUUUAUGCCCCCUCAGACUGCCAGGAUAGAGCUGAAAACUGUUGGAAAAGUGGGUAGGCCAUCACCAAGGAUAUUCUAGAGCCAUCUCUACAUUUAGGGGUACCAGCAAAAGUCUCCAAUACCACUGUGGUUUGUUGCCAUUGAACAUCUUUGUCCAAUGCAAUAUUACCAUGGAGCAGUUGAAAGAAAAACCCCAACCUCUUCCAGUGGCAGAAGAAGAUGUUGACCCAAAAAGCUGAGAAGAUGCAUGCAAAACCUGAAUUUCUAAAUGGCAUAACUUGCCAUUUACGUAUCUGUUCAAAAUUAAAUGAAAUACACAAAAAUUGUUGUUAUGUGAAAGAUGUGUUUGGCUCCAAUAGAACAGUUCGGGAGAAGGGAAUUGAAUAAGGGAGGAGUUGAGUAGCUGGAGAUAUGACUGGUGGAAGUGAACUAGGAUUGAUCAUUCAGAAGACCAGCAAUGGCCUCUUGUACUGCAAUGUUAUGUGAUUCUAGGAUGUCAUAGGGAGAAUAGAAAGCAGAGAUGGGGGAGUGGUAAGAGAAAAUGUGUUGGAUGGUGGCAUGAUGUUUUAGCUGACAGAUGAUCCAAAGAAUGUGUUGGCUGCUUGGAGGAAUGUGAGGAGAAAGGAGGCCCUAGACACUUGAGAGGGAAGUGAAUGCAGGAUGUAAGAAAGAUAUGGUUGAGAAGGAUCCUUUUAAUCUCUGUAGUGGAAAUCAUGCUAUGGGCUAAAAGGAACAAUAUUUCAAAAGCUUUGGUGUUUUCAGAGGAGAUGCGAGAGACAAAGAAUGGAAUUUGCACUGGAUGUAAGUCAUGAUCCAGGUGACACCUGUUUAUUCAUUAUGGUUACAUAUGGUUGCACACUACAUUGAGGGUGUAAACCUCAGGAGCUUUGAAAUUGCUACAUGAUAUCAUGGGGGUCUUCAACUUUCCAAAUAUUGACUGGGAACACUAUAGCUCGAGUACUAUAGAUGGGUCAGUUUUUGUCCAGAGUGUGCAGGAGGGCUUCCUGACACAGUAUGUAGAUAGGCCAACAAGGGGCAAAGCCACAUUAGAUUUGGUACUGGGUAAUGAGCCCGGCCAGGUGUUACAUUGGGAAGUAGGUGAGCACUUUGGUGAUAGCGAUCACAAUUCUGUUAUGUUUACUUUAGUGAUGGAAGGGGAUAGGUGUAUACCACUGGGCAAGAGUUAUAGCUGGGGGAAAGGCAAUUA